Molecule: messenger RNA, 948 nt
Organism: Orbicella faveolata
Lineage: Eukaryota; Metazoa; Cnidaria; Anthozoa; Scleractinia; Merulinidae
Product: adenosine receptor A3-like
Biological process (GO): G protein-coupled receptor signaling pathway
Cellular component (GO): membrane
Molecular function (GO): G protein-coupled receptor activity
Source: RefSeq, a predicted model, not a curated record
AUGGCCAGUGGUAUCGAAGAUAGAUUCAGUUUCGACACAGUACAGGCGGUAACUUGUACUAGCUCCCCACAAGAAAAAUAUUACAUCUAUUCACUAGUAGCUGUGAAUAUUCUUCUCGUCCUUGCUGCAUCGUUGGGCAACGCUCUGAUCCUUGCUGCCCUUCCGAAGGUAUCUUCCCUCCAUCCUCCGACGAAACUCAUGUUUCAAUGUCUUACAGUUACCGAUCUCGGCGUUGGAGUGAUUGCACAACCUGUCUUCAUCAUCCACUUGAUAUCAACGGUACAUGAACGAAUGCAACUUUGUUACACCGUGGUAGCAAUCAACGAGGUCGUUGCAGGGAUCUUGUUAGGAGUCUCUUUGGUCACAUUAACUGCAAUAAGCAUCGACAGACUACUCGCUUUGUCUUUGGGAUUGCAGUACAGGCACAAGGUAACUUUGCAGCGAGUCCAGGCAAUGCUGAUUUUCGUCUGGUUCUUAAACAUUUCUUUAAGCAUUGUGAGGAUGUUUUGGAAUUACUUUGUAAUAUCAACGGUAAUUUCUGCAGCCAUCUUUUCAUCCCUCUCAAUUUCUGCUUUCUCUUAUGCAAAGAUCUUUUUAACACUCCGUCGUCGAAAUGCAAUGCAAGAGGACAUUGUCCGGCAAGAACAACCGAACUCGGAAGAGGGAAUGAAUCGACCAUUGAACAUAGCGCGAUACAGAAAGACAGUGUCAACAGCAUUAUACGUACAGUUAUCAAUGAUAGCUUGCUAUCUUCCUUAUGGCAUAAUAAGCUCUAUACAGUAUGAGAAGGGCUACUCUCCAUCGAUCAACCUUGCUUCUUUGUUAGCCGCAACUCUCGGCGGCUUAAAUUCAACUUUGAACCCAAUUCUUUACUGUUGGAAGAUUAACGGAGUGAGACAGGCAGUUAAAAAUAUGGUUAAACAGUGGUUUAAUUUCUUGUCGAGUUAG